AUGUGUGAUAAUCAUCACGAAGAUAACGACGUCAGCAAUAACAACUCGUGUACUUGUUCCAACUCGACGUCAGGAACAUCAAAUAAUAAUUGUUGCAAUAGCAAUGACAACCUCAUCAAUUCAGAUGCUCAACCUUGUUGCUCCGAAGCAGCAUCCUCCAACGAUGUGGUAUCAUCAUCGUCAACAACCAACAACAACAACACAUCAUUGGAACACAUAGACAAGGAAAAAACACCUAAAUUUAUAAACCCAAUUAAAAAGCGUAACAAGAAAGAAAAACAAGCGGAUAUGCUUCUGAAUAAGGAAAAUCCAGGUCCAGGAAUUAAAGGAAGACGAGGAGUUGCUGUGAACAAACAAACUUUUAUUGAAAACACACACAAACAAUUCAAAAUUAAUCUCAACGAAAGGAUUACAAAGGGUGAUUGCGUUUUAGUUUGUUUUAGUGGAGGAGUUAGCUCAACUGCAAUGCUUUGUAUGUUAAACCAAUGUGUCUCUCCAAACCCAAAUUGGAAAUUGCAUUUCAAGUGGGAAUAUCUUUUUGUAGAUAUUAGUGGAGCGUUGGGAAUGAGUGAUGAUGAGAGAAGGAGACUUUAUGAGCAAAUAACGACUGUAUGCUCGAAUACGAAUGAACAUAACCAAACACUUCAUAUUCGAUCUAUCGAAGACAUGCUAUUUGAUGGAAGUGUUGAAAAGAUGCGCGACUUUAUUUUCAAACAAUUUAAAACAAUGAGUGUUCAUGAAGAUUUACUGAACCAAAUGGUCAAGACUUGUAUUUACAAAUUCGCAGCUGAGAAGAAUUUCAAGCAAGUAUUGACUGGAGAAAAUGCAAAUCGUUUGGCAAUUGGUGUUCUAAGUGAAAUAAGCAAGGGACGAGGAUAUACAAUACCACUUCAUAUCCAACUUGAAGAUUCAAGUAUGAAUGGAAUUCCUACGUUCAAUCCAUCAUCAGAUUUACCUAUAACCUUUAUUCGACCUAUGAAGACCUUCCUUGCGAAUGAAUUGGCAAUUUAUAUUUAUUGGUUCAAAAUGAAUCAAAAUCUUUUUGUUAAAGACAUUACCACUAAGGUUGGAGUUCGUCAAAGUACCAUUUACAGGCUUGUUGAAGAUUUUGUAUCCAUGCUGCAGAAGGAUUAUCCAUCCACCGUUCAUGCUAUUUUGAGAACCAUUGAAAAAUUGAAGACACCAGAACAAACAAGAAUUAAGUGUGCUCUUUGUGGAGCUUUCCUUUCAGAGGAAGAUGUGCAAGAAUUGAAAAAUAGUCUCGAAAGGAUUACCGAGAGCGGUAACGUUUCUGAAGAUCAAUGUGUUACUGAAAAUCAUUCUCUCCAUCAUGAUAAUGUGAGUCUUUCUCAAUGUUGUUGUUUUGGAUGCAAGCGAGUGUUGUCCUACUGUAACACUGAGAAUAGAGAGAGCACUGCAAAUAUUGCAAUUACUGACCUUACCAGUGAGGUUUAUGUCGAUGAAUCAUUCCCUGAAUAUAUUCAACGAGGGUAUCGAAUGUCACGAAACGAAAUGAGAAAACAAAUUUCAGAAUUUUUACUUGAUGAUGAGUAA
This is a messenger RNA of Naegleria lovaniensis, 1554 nucleotides long. RefSeq lists its product as uncharacterized. Lineage: Eukaryota; Heterolobosea; Eutetramitea; Acrasida; Naegleriidae. Gene Ontology annotation, biological process: tRNA wobble position uridine thiolation. Gene Ontology annotation, molecular function: tRNA binding; sulfurtransferase activity. The transcript has a single exon. Gene Ontology annotation, cellular component: cytosol. The record is from RefSeq and is a predicted model, not a curated record. The coding region runs from base 1 to 1554 and encodes 517 amino acids.